CCCCACAUCAAGACCAUGAACGAGACGCUGCACCACCACUUCACCUCCAGGCUCCCGGAGCAGGGCCCCCCGACCCUCGACAACGGCACGCUGAACGGGUCAUUGGGCGACGGGAACGCCACGGGCAUCGCGCAGAUCAUGAUCCCGCAGGAGCUCUUCCUCAUGCUGGGCCUCAUCAGCCUGGUGGAGAACAUCCUGGUGGUGGCGGCCAUCGUGAAGAACAGAAACCUGCACUCGCCCAUGUACUACUUCAUCUGCUGCCUGGCCGUGUCCGACAUGCUGGUGAGCGUGAGCAACGUGGUGGAGACCAUGUUCAUGCUGCUGACCGAGCACGGCGUGCUCGCGGUCACCGCGAGCAUGCUACGUCACCUGGACAACGUAAUCGAUGUCAUGAUCUGCAGCUCCGUGGUGUCCUCGCUCUCCUUCCUGUGCACGAUCGCCGCCGACCGCUACAUCACCAUCUUCUACGCGCUGCGCUACCACAGCAUCAUGACCACGCGGCGCGCGGUGGCCGUCAUCGCACUCGUGUGGCUCGCGAGCAUCACGUCGAGCUCGCUCUUCAUCGUCUACCACACGGACGACGCCGUGGUCGCGUGCCUCGUCACCUUCUUCGGCCUCGCGCUCGUCUUUACCGCCGCGCUCUACCUGCACAUGUUCGUGCUGGCGCGCGUGCACUCGCGCCGCAUCCGCGCGCUCCACAAGAGCCGGCGGGCGGCGGCGACGAGCAUGAAGGGCGCCGUUACGCUGACCAUCCUGCUCGGGGUUUUCGUCGUGUGCUGGGGGCCCUUCUUCCUCCACCUCAUCCUCAUCCUCACGUGCCCCACCAACCCGUACUGCAAAUGCUACUUCAGCCACUUCAACCUCUUCCUCAUCCUCAUCAUCUGCAACUCGCUCAUAGACCCCCUCAUUUACGCCUAUCGGAGUCAGGAGCUGAGGAAAACGCUUAAGGAGCUCGUCCUCUGCUCCUGGUGCUUCGUUAUGUGAACUGUCUUUAAAUUCACGGACACUCGCUGGACGAAGCAGGACAGGAUGCGCGAGAUUGUUCACAUUCAAGCUGGCCAGUGUGGCAAUCAGAUUGGAGCCAAGUUCUGGGAGGUGAUCAGUGAUGAGCAUGGCAUCGACCCAACUGGAAACUACGUGGGUGACUCAGACCUGCAGCUGGAGAGGAUCAGUGUCUAUUACAAUGAGGCUUCCUCUUCCAAGUAUGUUCCCAGAGCCAUCCUAGUGGAUCUGGAGCCAGGCACCAUGGAUAGUGUUCGAUCUGGGGCAUUUGGUCAUCUCUUCAGACCUGAUAACUUCAUUUUUGGUCAGAGUGGAGCAGGUAACAACUGGGCUAAAGGCCAUUAUACCGAGGGAGCCGAGCUAGUAGACUCAGUGUUGGAUGUGGUGAGGAAAGAGUGUGAGAACUGUGACUGCCUGCAGGGCUUCCAGCUCACCCACUCUCUGGGAGGAGGCACAGGGUCUGGCAUGGGCACCCUGCUCAUCAGCAAAGUGAGGGAGGAGUACCCUGAUCGAAUCAUGAACACCUUCAGUGUGGUGCCUUCCCCUAAAGUAUCGGACACAGUGGUAGAGCCCUACAAUGCCACUCUGUCCAUCCAUCAGCUUGUGGAGAACACUGAUGAAACCUACUGCAUCGACAAUGAAGCUCUCUACGAUAUCUGCUUCCGCACCCUCAAACUGGCCACGCCCACCUAUGGUGACCUCAACCACCUUGUUUCGGCCACAAUGAGUGGGGUCACAACCUCCCUGCGAUUCCCAGGGCAGCUGAACGCUGACCUCCGAAAGCUAGCAGUCAAUAUGGUCCCCUUCCCUCGUCUGCACUUCUUCAUGCCUGGUUUUGCUCCUCUAACAGCACGAGGCAGUCAGCAGUACCGCGCCCUCACAGUACCCGAGCUCACCCAGCAGAUGUUCGAUGCCAAGAACAUGAUGGCUGCCUGCGACCCACGCCAUGGCCGCUACCUCACUGUGGCAACAGUGUUCCGAGGCCGCAUGUCCAUGAAGGAAGUGGAUGAGCAGAUGCUGGCCAUCCAGAGCAAGAACAGCAGCUACUUUGUUGAAUGGAUCCCCAACAAUGUGAAGGUGGCUGUGUGCGACAUACCUCCAAGGGGGCUCAAGAUGUCCUCCACUUUCAUUGGCAACAGCACGGCCAUACAGGAACUCUUCAAGCGCAUCUCCGAGCAGUUCACUGCCAUGUUCAGGCGUAAGGCUUUCCUGCACUGGUACACUGGCGAAGGCAUGGACGAGAUGGAGUUCACAGAGGCUGAGAGCAACAUGAACGACCUGGUGUCUGAGUACCAGCAGUACCAGGAUGCCACAGCUGAAGAAGAGGGAGAGAUGUAUGAGGAUGAUGAUGAGGAGUCUGAAGCCCAGGUCCAAAAGUGAAGAAACAAUCCAGAAGUAGCAAAAUCCACCCCCAUAUACACCAACUGCUCUACAGCCCGAACAAGUGUGCUGCUGGCUAAAGUAUCUCAAUCUAAUCUCUCACUGGUAGUUUAACCUUCAUAUUAACCAUUAGUGCCAGUUCAAAAAACAGUAGUUCCCUUUACUGUGCAAUAACAGCUUCUUUAUUACACUGUAUUUGUUGUUGACAAAACUGUCCACUGACCAAACUUAAAUAAAGAAAUGUUUCAAGUGAA
This is a messenger RNA of Pygocentrus nattereri (red-bellied piranha), 2636 nucleotides long. RefSeq names its product melanocortin 1 receptor (gene mc1r). Gene Ontology annotation, biological process: microtubule cytoskeleton organization; G protein-coupled receptor signaling pathway; mitotic cell cycle. Gene Ontology annotation, molecular function: structural constituent of cytoskeleton; G protein-coupled receptor activity; GTP binding. Gene Ontology annotation, cellular component: cytoplasm; microtubule; membrane. The record is from RefSeq and is a predicted model, not a curated record. The transcript is spliced from 5 exons. NCBI's taxonomy places the organism in Eukaryota, Metazoa, Chordata, Actinopteri, Characiformes, Serrasalmidae.